Aplysia californica (California sea hare) is the source of this 1179-nucleotide messenger RNA. RefSeq names its product orexin receptor type 1-like. Gene Ontology annotation, molecular function: G protein-coupled peptide receptor activity. Lineage: Eukaryota; Metazoa; Mollusca; Gastropoda; Aplysiida; Aplysiidae. The coding region runs from base 1 to 1179 and encodes 392 amino acids. The record is from RefSeq and is a predicted model, not a curated record. Gene Ontology annotation, biological process: neuropeptide signaling pathway. The transcript has a single exon. Gene Ontology annotation, cellular component: membrane.
AUGGCUUUGAAUGUGACAUUGAGUGAGAGAGAUGAUAAUAUUGAACUCGCAGGGAAGAGUGACUCUGCAUUAGGUUUCAUCAGCCCGGAGACGUACUUCCAUCUUCAGGUGAUCCAGCUCUGGACAUCCACUGCAAUGACGGGAGCUGGCCUCAUCACUAACGCUUUCAACAUCUUCGCUUUCUUCUGCCUGGGUCUCAACGACCCUGUGAGCACGUCGCUCUUCGUGCUAUCCUUAGCGGACUUCUGUUCGUUUCUCUUCGUCACAUUCCUCUGCGUGUUCCAAAUACUAACCGUUUACGUGGAGACCUCCACCUGGUCGUUUAACCCUUUCCUCCUGUCUCUUUAUGUUUAUCGGUAUAACCAUAUCUUCUACACCAUGUCUCUGGUGACCAACAUGUUCAUCGCUGUAGCACGGUGCUGCUGCGUCUCAAAGGCUCUACAGUUCAGACAUUUCUUCACACUUCGCCGCACCCACCAAGGGUUGGUCAUCAUGUUCGCUGUCAGUCUCGCUGUCAGUUUACCUACCAUUGUCACACAGGAAGUGCGUUGGUUGUACCUUAACAACGGAAAUAAUGUCACUUCGUCGGCUCGUCUCCUCAUUUUGCCAAAACAGGGACACAGACAAGCUUUAGACUUUCACAACAUAUUUAACUUAAGCAUCUUUCACCACACUUGUGUGUUCAUUACUUUUAUCUGUCUGAGUUCUCUUGUCCGCACUUUGAAGAAGAUGUCAAAAUUUCGACACCAAAACUCCUCAUCCCUGACAUCUACUUCGAGACCGUCAAUAAAGCUGGCAGUGAAGUCGUCAGGAACAGCACUUCGCUGUGACAAUACACAAACAGUUACUCCAGGACCUACAGGCAAACACACAGGCUCAGCCCUUAAUUCUAAAGAGCUGCAAGUCGUGAAAUUAGUGUCAGUCCUGACCGCCAUUUUUGUGUCCAGCCGUUUGGUCAUCAUCGUCAUUGCUACUAUGCACCAAAUUUUCCCUGAGUUCGGCAGCGGAAAACGAUACCACAAUCUGUACUACACGUGUUUCUCUCUGGGAUCGAUAUACAGUUACGGCAGUGCCGCUGCCAAUAGUAUCGUGUACUACAAAUUCAAUACCAAGUAUCGACUCUUUGUUUUACAGCAGUUUUGCUCUGGCGUCCAAGAUGAUAAGGCUUUUAUUAAUUAA